UUUAACAGCACUGUAGGUCCAAAGAUUUACACCAGGACUGGUGAUAAAGGUAAUACACAAGUGUUUCUUCUGAUAUCCUAGUGUAUAUUGUUUGCUCUUACUUAAUCACCUUUUGAGUUUCAGACUUCUUAGAAUCAAGUGUUUAGGACUUUUUCAAUAAAACAUUUCUUACUUUAUUGAAUAGGAUAUACAAGUACAUAUGGUGGAGAACGGCGGUUAAAAACUGAUGUGUUAUUUGAAGCACUAGGAGCUACUGAUGAACUUUCUAGCGUUAUUGGGUAAGUAAGAAUAAUUUUAGAUUCAGUAAAACGUUUAACCUUUAAGUUUGGUAAAGCUUCUACCAGUUUCUGGGUCACAUCUGUAGAUUGUAAUACUGAUUGAUUGAUCCAUGUUGUUAAUUUCUUUUCAUGGUAAUUUUGAUUGACAAUCGAAAACUAACUGCCUCAGAAUGUGUUAUUGUUUUCUUGUUAUCUGAUUGGUCAAUUUUGUCUAGGUGGCCCCAAUUGUGGUAGACACACUGUUCCUGUAAGAUAAGAAAUGGUACAUUUAUGUAUGUCGAUGAUUCUUUCACCACAUAAAAUACUACUUUUGGUUACUGUUAACAUUGCAGAGUUGCAUGUGAGUAUUGUGAAGAAGCAGGUCAUAAAGAGGUCGUUUCGAAGCUUGAAGAGGUAUCAUUGUACCAUGCUCUAUCAUGGUAAAAUAAAUUUUGAAAGUUUUGCUAAAUUGAGUUACAAAUCAAGCAAAGUUUCUGGGGCUAUUUCAAAAAAUGAAGUCCUUUAACAUUAUUAUAACUGUGGGUAUCACAGUUUGAAUUCAUGUCAAGCAACAAAUUAACCUAAACCCUGUCCUAUGAACAGCCCCUCUUAGUGAGGGGAUAGGGCAAAGCGGAAGCAAGAAGUGUGAUAAGAUGGGAAACAGAAAAAAGUAGAGAGGAAGGGAAGAAGGAUAGCCUGUAGACUUUGUGCCACUAUUCCACCAGUCAUAAAUUAUCCUUUGAUCAUCUGUCAAGAAACAUCAUCAAUUUGUUGCUAGUAUUGCCGGUGACUAUAAGAAACUUGAAUAAUACAACACUAAGCUUACUGUUAUAGCCAAGGAUUUGAUGGCCCUAUUGUUUUCAGUGUACCACUGUACCAGCAAUCUCUGCCCAUCUAUACAGUCAUUUAACAUGAUGUUUGUCCAAUAUUAUUGAACAUUCAAAUUUUGAUGCCCGUUGUUUUGACUCUUGUUACAUAAGCUGUGCCAGACUUGCAGUGACACUGCAACAGCUUUGGGAAAAAAGCUCAUUCUCUCUUUUAAAAUUAUCUUCCCCACACAACCUGUAGUGGUUGGUCAUGUUGAACCAGAUUUUUUUGCCAAAUAACAAGCACUCAUGUAAAGUUUUACUGGCAAUCUAAGCUUAUCAUAAACAAUGAGGGGAAUUCAACCAUACUUGGUAUUUAUUGCCUGUAGAUCCAGUGCAUUCUUCAAGAUGUUGGCUCAAAUGUGGCAACUCCUCGGCAGUCCUCAAGUGAAAGGACCCUAAGUUAGUGUUCUUUUUGGAUGCAUUUUUAUGAUCUUGAGACUCUAGUUUCUAUCAGGACACACAUAAUUUUUCUUUUGACCCUCUGAAAAGUUACAGUGGUGGAUCCAAGGGAGGAGCGUGAGGACCCACCCCCCCCCCUAUGUUUAGGCCAAACUGAAUUUUUGCAAAUUCAACAAUAUUAGUACUCUGUAUAUUGUAUUCUGGAUUUAUAUGUUCCUUGAAAGUUCUUGAAUGUCUUGGAAUAAAUAAUGAUUGCCUUGUCUUAUAAAGCAUGGAGUCCUUUAAAAGCGUGAGAACUGUCUCCUUGAAAUUCAUUGAAAAAUCCUUUAAUUCCUGGUCCAAAAAUAUGUGAGAACUCUAAUAAUGAUGUUUUGUUACUUUCACAGAAAAAACGGAAUUCAACCUAGAGACUGCAGACAUAUUGGAAGAAUGGAUAGACACAUACCAUAGCCAGCUUCCUCCACUGAGAAAUUUUAUUCUGCCAGUAAGCGGUUCUGAAUGAAACAUAAACUUAAACCUUUCCAUAUCAGGCUCAAAAUGGUAAUGAACCCUCCCAACAAUAUUUAUUUCCUUUCAGUCAGGUGGCAAGAGUAGUGCAAUGUUACAUGUAG
This is a messenger RNA of Porites lobata, 2136 nucleotides long. The record is from the annotation of a GenBank genome assembly. Lineage: Eukaryota; Metazoa; Cnidaria; Anthozoa; Scleractinia; Poritidae.